Molecule: messenger RNA, 1842 nt
Organism: Closterium sp. Naga37s-1
Lineage: Eukaryota; Viridiplantae; Streptophyta; Zygnematophyceae; Desmidiales; Closteriaceae
Source: the annotation of a GenBank genome assembly
AUGAAGUCGCAGGCAGCUCACGGAAGUGUCGCUCGGUUCCUGCGCAACCACUCUGACCUUGUCCACACUCCGUCCCCUUCCGUCCCACACACGCACUCCCCUCCCGUCUCCUUCGCGCUCGCUCCAUUGUCGCACACGCGCGCUCUGUUUUCUCGCGGAUUACAAUUCCCUCCCGUCGCCCACGCGGGAGCGCCGAGACCGAUCACGCAUACUCCCUUCCGUCACCCACGCUCACUUCGUUACCGCCGCAGACGCGCAAUCUCUUCCGUCGCCCCCGCGCACUCCGUCAGUUACCUCGGCCCACGCGCACUCCCUUCCGUUGCCCACUCUCAAGACCUUCCCGUCGCCCACGCUCACACCCUUCCCAUCGCCUACGCGCAAUCGUUCCGUCGCCCACUCUCAAUCACUUCCCUCGCCCACGCUCGCUCCCUUCCCGUCGCCCACACUCCCUUUCCAUCGCCUUCGCGCAAUCCUUACAUCGCACACGCUCACCCCCGCUCGUCGCACACGGCCAAUUCCCUCUCGUCGCACGCUGCCGCCCGCGCCGCACUCUCCCUUUCAAUCUCCUCCCGCCGUCCACGCUCACUCCACUGCCGUCACACACGCACGCACCCUCCCCUCGACGGAGAGGGGGUGCUCCGCUUCCCUCGCAUAUGCGUUCAUCUCCCCAUCCCUCAUCUCCCCAUCCCUCAUCUCCCCGUCCCUCAUCUCCCCGUCCCUCAUCUCCCCGUCCCUCAUCUCCCCGUCCCUCAUCUCCCCAUCCCUCACCCCCCCAUCCCUCAUCUCCCCAUCCCUCACCUCUCCGGUCUUCCUCUCCCUCUCCCCUCUCCUCUCCCUCCUCCCUUUCCACUCGCCCCGCCACUCCCGCCGUGCUUCUCCCUCCCCCCAUUCCGCCUCGCCCCAUUCCGCCCCACCCCAUUCCGCCCCAUCCCAUUCCGCCUGACCUCAUUCCGCCCCACCCCAUUCCGCCUCACCCCAUUCCUCCUCUCCCCAUCCCCUCCUCAUUUUACCCCCUCUUCUCCCCUUCCCCACCUCAUCCCAUCUCCUCCUCUUUCCGUCCACCCCUCCUCACCCCAUCUCCUCCUCUUUCCAUCCAGGCAUCCUCACCCCAUUCCGCCUCACCCCAUUCCGCCUCCCGUCCUCUCCCCAUCCCCUCCUCUUACUAUCCCUCCUCUCCCUGUCUCUCCUCUCCCCAUCCCUCCUCUUAUUAUCCCUCCUCUUACCAUCCCUCCUCUUACCAUCCCUCCUCUCCCCAUCCCUCCUCUCCCUAUUUGUCCUCUCCCCAUCCGUCCUCUGUUCGGACUCCUCGCAGGGAAAGAAGGGGAAAGGGAGGAAAGUGCACCCAUGCUACGUCUAUCCCCUCACCCCGCCCUGUCCUAUCCCCUCACCCCGCCCUGUCCUAUCCCCUCCCCUCCCCCUCCCGUCCUCUCCCCAUCCCCUCCUCUUCCAAACCCAUCCCUCCUCAUCACAUCUCUCCUCUUUCCAUCCAUCCUCUCCCCAUCCCUCCUCUCCCCAUCCGUCUUGUCCCCAUCCCCUCCUCUCCCCCUCCGCUCCAGGUGUUUCCUCCCAUCAUCACUUCCUCCCAUCACCACUUCCUCCCAUCACCACUUCCUCCCAUCAUCACUUCCUCCCAUCACCACUUCGUCCCAUCAUCACUUCCUCCCAUCAUCACUUCCUCCCAUCACCACUUCCUCCCAUCAUCACUUCCUCCCAUCAUCACUUCCUCCCAUCACCACUUCCUCCCAUCACCACUUCCUCCCAUCACCACUUCCUCCCAUCAUCACUUCCUCCCAUCACCACUUCCUCCCAUCAUCACUUCCUCCCAAGCAAAGCAUAGACUAG